This is a messenger RNA of Oryza brachyantha (malo sina), 487 nucleotides long. RefSeq names its product metallothionein-like protein 1B. NCBI's taxonomy places the organism in Eukaryota, Viridiplantae, Streptophyta, Magnoliopsida, Poales, Poaceae. Bases 6 to 326 code for a protein of 106 amino acids. The record is from RefSeq and is a predicted model, not a curated record. Gene Ontology annotation, molecular function: metal ion binding. The transcript has 2 exons.
UAUAAAUGGUGGAAGCAGCUGGUGGAGGUUGUUCAUUGUGCUCAUCAUCCCAAAGCUCAUCAUCUCCUUGUCAUCUUGAGUUGCCUGAGCUUUCAAACUGCGACAAAAUGUCUUGCAGCUGUGGAUCGAGCUGUGGCUGCGGCUCGAACUGCAAGUGCGGAAAGAUGUACCCUGACCUGGAAGAGAAGAGCACCAGCGCCCAGGCCACCGUCGUGCUCGGUGUCGCGAGGGAGAAGGCUCGCUUUGAGGCGGCCGCUGAGUCCGGCGAGACCGCCCAUGGCUGCGGCUGCGGCUCCAACUGCAAGUGCAACCCUUGCAACUGUUAAGAAGCCACGUGGCUACCACCAUGUGUUGUCAUCCGCCUAUGAUCAUCGGGUGACUCUGUGUGAAUGUCCGUGUGAUGAAUAAUUCAGAAGCCAUCUUGGCUCUGGCAUGUGCAGCGUGUGAUCAAUCUGCUAUUCAAUCCUGUCCUUGUGUUGUCUGCUGA